AUGGGGGCUCCACUGCCCUGGCUGCAGGAGGAGUUCGGCACCUGGAUCUGCGGCGUCUGCGGCGUCCGAUCCAACGACGAAAAGCUGCUCCAGACCCACCUCGAGACCUCGCCCGAAUGCCACGCCUUCUGCGCGCUCUGCGAGCAGAGCUACGAUUCCCUCGCCGAGCUCAAGGAGCACGACGGCUGCGCAAGGAGAGGCAUCCGCCUUCCUUGCGACUUUUGCGGCGAGGUCUUCACGGACCGCGACUUUGAGGCACACUGCGUCUCGAAGCACGCCGCCUGCAACGCUUGCAUGACUUACUGCCCCGACACUGCCGAGCUCCGCCGGCACAUCGCCAAGGCGCACGCCCAGCUCUACUGCAAGAAAUGCGAUCGCCUCUACUCCAGCGCCGAGGCGCUGGCGGAGCACGAGUAUGUCCGACAUCAGGUAUCUGGACCGCCCUCGGAAAAGCGCGUUCAGGAUAUGCAGGCGGCCACUUGGCCUUCUUCGCAGUCGGGCGCCCGCGACGAGCGCCAGCUCCAGCAGGGCAGCAACGGCAGCAGCUCGCCUCGGGGGCCUCGAAAAAGGAAUCGCAACCACCAACGAAGCCCAUCCUCGGGGCCCUUCGAGGGUUCGGGCGGAGCGCUUACCGCUUCGCCAAGCCCGGGCCCCAAUGCUCAACCCCCACGCGGAUCGGGGCAACAGGCUCGCUACCAAGACAACGGCAGCCUGGCCCAGCAUCGCGACACCAGCACCGAUUUCGCCGAGAGGGCGGCGCGGGUGCGGUCGCUCAAGGACAGCGAGGACAACCUGGUCUGCCCGAUGAAGAACUGCACGCACAAGACCACCUUCGUGAGGAAGAUGAUGCAGCACCUUCAAAGUACCGCCUGCGCCGGCCGCCUCAGCUCGGCCGAGCUCUUCACGUUUGCCGUGGUGGCCAACUGUGAGGGCGUGCUGCCGGACCUGUCCUUGUCCUUCCAGGACAACGUGCGAGCGCUGCAAAAGUCGUUGGCGCUCCAGUGCGACAGCGUCGGCGGAUCGCCCCUUCCUCGGUGGAAGCCGAUCAUCAUCAAGUUUCCCAACCAGGCGCGGCCUUUCCGCUGCCGCUCGUGCAAGAAGGACUACCCGUCGCCCGAGGCCCUGCUGCAGCACAAGGGCGACACGCCCCUCUGCAACGACCGUCGGACGAUCACCGAGUGGGAGUACUUUGUGCUCGAGCAGGUUCGCUCGGCCAGGGCGCUGCUGCGGGGCGGAAGCGACCGCGGCUGGCUGCGCUGGGCCGAGUGA
This is a messenger RNA of Pseudozyma flocculosa PF-1, 1269 nucleotides long. RefSeq lists its product as uncharacterized. The record is from RefSeq and is a predicted model, not a curated record. NCBI's taxonomy places the organism in Eukaryota, Fungi, Basidiomycota, Ustilaginomycetes, Ustilaginales, Ustilaginaceae. Gene Ontology annotation, molecular function: DNA-binding transcription factor activity, RNA polymerase II-specific; RNA polymerase II transcription regulatory region sequence-specific DNA binding. Gene Ontology annotation, biological process: regulation of transcription by RNA polymerase II. Bases 1 to 1269 code for a protein of 422 amino acids. The transcript has 2 exons. Gene Ontology annotation, cellular component: nucleus.